AUGAAGCUCGCGGUUGUUGUCACCAACCUAGAUGAAGCGGACAGAUUAGAAAAAUUGGGGCACAUAAAAGUGGGUUUUAUGUGCUGCCCAAUUAAAAGAAGAGUGAUGGUACUACGGUGUCAUCGAUGUCUUGGCUAUGGCCAUAUAGCAAGGAGUUGUGCAGCAGAAGAUAGAUCGGCUGCGUGUUUCAGAUGCGAAGAAGCCGAUCAUAAGUAUGCGGACUGUAAGAAGAGCCCAAGCUGCUUCUUAUGCAAGAAAUUGAGCGACGAAAAAAUCAGUACGAAUCACGUCGCAGGCAGUGGAGGAUGCGGAGUCUUCAAGUCAGCCCUAGAGGAAGCUAAGAAGACUCUCGCUCGUACGAAAAAUAAAUAA
Molecule: messenger RNA, 372 nt
Organism: Leptopilina boulardi
Lineage: Eukaryota; Metazoa; Arthropoda; Insecta; Hymenoptera; Figitidae
Product: CCHC-type zinc finger nucleic acid binding protein-like
Exons: 1
Coding region: 1-372 (123 amino acids)
Molecular function (GO): zinc ion binding; nucleic acid binding
Source: RefSeq, a predicted model, not a curated record